AGAGUGUCUUUGUUUAGAGCUAAAGCAACAUGCCAGGAAAACGCACUGCGAGGAAAAGCCCUACAUCAGAAGAAGGGUCUCCAGAGAGGAAGAAGCGCAAAAUUUGCCAUGCUUCGCACCGGACAGAGCCCGGGCUGGUGCUCACGCUGGGACAGGGGGACGUCGGGCAGCUGGGCCUGGGGGAGGAUGUGAUGGAGAGGAAGAAGCCGGCCCUGGUGCAGCUCCCGGAGAUGAUCGUGCAGGCAGAAGCAGGAGGGAUGCACACGGUGUGUCUCAGCAAGACGGGCAAGAUCUACACCUUUGGCUGCAAUGACGAAGGCGCCCUCGGCCGUGACACCUCCGCAGAGGGCUCGGAGAUGAAGCCAGGGGAGGUGCAGCUGCAGGAAAAGGUGGUGCAGGUGUCAGCGGGGGACAGUCACACAGCUGCGCUGACGGAUGACGGCAGGGUUUUUGUCUGGGGCUCUUUCCGGGACAACAACGGGGUGAUUGGGCUGCUGGAGCCCAUGAAGAAGAGCUCGGUCCCUGUGUUACUUCAGCUCGACGUGCCGGUGGUUAAAAUUGUCUCAGGGAAUGACCACCUAGUGAUGCUGACAGUGGACGGUGACCUGUUCACGUGUGGCUGUGGCGAGCAGGGCCAGCUGGGGAGAGUGCCGGAGAUCUUUGCCAACCGAGGAGGAAGGAAGGGCCUGCAGCGCCUCCUGGUCCCCCAGCGUGUCCCUGUCAAGGGCAGAGGCAACCGAGGCAAGAUGCGCUUCCAGGAUGCCUUUUGCGGCGCUUACUUCACCUUCGCCGUCACGCAGGAGGGACACGUCUAUGGUUUUGGCCUCUCCAACUAUCACCAGCUGGGGACCCAGGGCACCGAGCCCUGCUUUUCUCCACAGAACCUGACGUCGUUCAAGAACUCCACCAAGUCCUGGGUUGGCUUCUCCGGUGGGCAGCACCACACGGUGUGCAUGGACUCGGAGGGUAAAGCCUACAGCCUGGGCAGGGCUGAGUACGGCCGGCUGGGCCUUGGCGAAGGGGCGGAGGAGCAGAGCACCCCCACGGUCAUCCCGGAGCUUCCCAGCGUCUCCUCCGUCGCGUGCGGCGCGUCGGUCGGCUACGCCGUCAGCAGCGACGGCCGAGCGUUCGCCUGGGGCAUGGGCACCAACUACCAGCUGGGCACGGGGGAGGAGGACGACGUCUGGAGCCCCGUGCAGAUGACGGGCAAGCAGCUGGAGAACCGCGUGGUCCUGGCCGUGUCCAGCGGCGGCCAACACACCGUCCUGCUGGUCGCGCACACACACAACACGGCCACCCCCGGCCCCGGGGCGCGAGGGCGACCGGAUCCCGGGUCUGCUGCCCCGUGUCCUUGUGCCAGGGAGGACGGGGGGCUGCAGAGCUGGGCCCUGCAGCCGUGA
Messenger RNA from Tinamus guttatus (white-throated tinamou), 1400 nucleotides. It is a transcript of the gene RCC1, whose product is annotated as regulator of chromosome condensation 1. Gene Ontology annotation, cellular component: cytoplasm. NCBI's taxonomy places the organism in Eukaryota, Metazoa, Chordata, Aves, Tinamiformes, Tinamidae. Gene Ontology annotation, molecular function: guanyl-nucleotide exchange factor activity. The record is from RefSeq and is a predicted model, not a curated record.